AUGGCACCCCCAUUACUUGCGGUACGGCAGUUUACAUUUCGUCAUGAAUUGCCAUGCACGGAGGACCAAGUUGGCACCGGGAACUGUGAGGCCAAUAAAAAUUUAGAAGCCACGACGGCGAUUCCGAUUGCACGUGUCACUGUGCAGGUGUUGUCAUUCAACCGCCGCUGCUUUUGGGUGCACCUCUCGGAGUCACGGGAGAGCAGCGAUGCGCCGCCACCGCCGUUUGGUCCAUGUGCGGUUGCCUUUGAUGGGGUGGCGGCGGAUGCCACUUCCUCCAUUCUCAUCGAUGAUGCCCCGCUGGCCGUACACGAUCAAGAUGGAGAGUCCGGGGCAGGGGCACCAAAUCCGCAUGUGGCUCUUGCACAAAGUCUUUCCCAGCGUCUUGCACAUCGCCUGAAGAAGGAGUGUGCAUCACCGGGUGUUGCCGUCUACGUCGCAUGCGGAUUUGCUGGGGAAAAGGUGGAACUGUGGGGUACACCCGCGGGGUCUUCCUUUGAUGUCACGAUGCGGUUUGGUGCCGCACUCUUUUCUUGUGUGUUGGAACUUAUCCGUGAGGAGGUUUUGUCCAAAUCAAAGGCAUAA
Molecule: messenger RNA, 585 nt
Organism: Trypanosoma cruzi
Lineage: Eukaryota; Euglenozoa; Kinetoplastea; Trypanosomatida; Trypanosomatidae
Exons: 1
Coding region: 1-585 (194 amino acids)
Source: RefSeq, a predicted model, not a curated record